Puntigrus tetrazona (Sumatra barb) is the source of this 2576-nucleotide messenger RNA. RefSeq names its product retinoic acid receptor, alpha a (gene raraa). NCBI's taxonomy places the organism in Eukaryota, Metazoa, Chordata, Actinopteri, Cypriniformes, Cyprinidae. Gene Ontology annotation, molecular function: RNA polymerase II cis-regulatory region sequence-specific DNA binding; zinc ion binding; nuclear receptor activity. The record is from RefSeq and is a predicted model, not a curated record. The transcript is spliced from 8 exons. Bases 621 to 1955 code for a protein of 444 amino acids. Gene Ontology annotation, biological process: regulation of transcription by RNA polymerase II; cellular response to corticotropin-releasing hormone stimulus; retinoic acid receptor signaling pathway. Gene Ontology annotation, cellular component: transcription regulator complex; nucleus.
CCUCUCACACUCUGAGCAGGUCCGAGGGCUCGAACACACGGUAACCGCGCGGAUUAAUAACACGCGCACACACAAGCCCGUUAAACGCGCAUUUGUGUGCUGUUUAUAAUCGGGAGGACGCUAAACACCCAAAAAGGAUACUGUUUAAUAUAGCUGCACGAGUUUUAUGGUAUCACGGAGACACAAACGAGACAAAAUAAUCACAUCACUAAAUCGGAGCUUCGCAAAUAAUAUUGGACCAAACUCACCGCUCAACACUGGACGUUUGAUGGAUUUACUGAUGCCUCGUUCUUUCUGUAUAGUGUUAUUGCAUUAGCCGAUCGAGAUUUGGAGUAAAUACCGUAUAUAUGGUCUAAAACAUAUACUCUUGCACUUUUGAGACACUGUUGGUCCCGUAUGUGAAUAUAUUUUUGCAAGAAGUGUUUCAGCGGACGUCGAUUGGACUGAUCUCUGACCAUGCACAAGGGCUUCGGCUUUAGUUUUACUCGCUUCUGUAGUUCCUGAUCUCUUCUGGGAAUAGCUGGGAUGUCUGGGAUGGAUCCAUCUCUGUGUUAAAGCUCUAUGCGAAGUGUACGGUCGUGGAUCAGCUGUUGCCUUGAGGAAUCGAGUCCGACCUGAUCAUGUACGAGAGCGUGGAUGUGAACCCUUUCCUCAUGAUGGAUUACUAUAAUCAGAGCAGAGGAUGUCUGAUCCCGGACAAGAUGCCCCAUCCCUUCAGCUCAUCCAUCAGACAUCAGCACUGGAGCGGAUCCAACCACUCAAUCGAGACCCAGAGUACGAGCUCAGAGGAGAUUGUCCCGAGCCCACCGUCUCCGCCUCCUCCUCCCCGCGUCUACAAGCCCUGCUUUGUGUGUCAGGACAAAUCUUCAGGGUACCACUAUGGCGUCAGUGCCUGUGAGGGCUGCAAGGGCUUCUUCAGGCGGAGUAUCCAGAAGAACAUGGUCUACACGUGCCACAGAGAGAAGAACUGCAUCAUCAACAAAGUCACCCGCAACCGCUGUCAAUACUGCCGGCUGCAGAAGUGCCUGGAAGUGGGGAUGUCCAAAGAAUCGGUGAGGAAUGACAGGAAUAAGAAAAAGAAAGAAGAGAAAAAGCCCGAAUGCACAGAAAACUACACGCUGAGCCCAGACACAGAGCAGAUGAUUGACAGAGUCAGGAAAGCCCACCAAGAGACCUUCCCCUCGCUGUGUCAACUCGGCAAAUACACCACGAGUAACAGCUCGGAGCGGCGCGUCUCACUGGACGUGGAUCUGUGGGACAAGUUCAGCGAGCUCUCGACCAAGUGCAUCAUAAAGACGGUGGAGUUCGCCAAGCAGCUGCCAGGAUUCACCACCCUCACCAUCGCAGACCAGAUCACACUGCUGAAGGCCGCUUGCCUCGACAUACUGAUUCUGAGGAUCUGUACCCGCUACACACCUGAGCAAGACACCAUGACGUUCUCUGAUGGGUUAACGCUGAACCGAACGCAGAUGCACAACGCCGGCUUCGGCCCGUUAACAGACCUGGUGUUUGCCUUCGCCAAUCAGCUACUACCGCUAGAGAUGGAUGACGCAGAGACAGGGCUGCUCAGUGCUAUUUGUCUGCUCUGUGGAGAUCGGCAGGACCUGGAGGAAGCUGAUAAAGUGGACAUACUGCAGGAACCGCUGCUGGAAGCACUGAAGAUCUACGUGAGGAACAGGAGGCCACACAAACCUCACAUGUUCCCGAAGAUGCUGAUGAAAAUUACCGACCUGAGGAGCAUCAGCGCCAAGGGGGCAGAGCGUGUGAUUACCCUGAAGAUGGAGAUUCCCGGCUCCAUGCCUCCUCUCAUCCAGGAGAUGUUGGAGAACUCUGAGGGUUUGGAGAGCUCUUCAGGCGGGAUCAGUUCACGGGCCUCCGGCGCUCCUCCAGGCAGCUGUAGCCCCUCCCUUUCGCCAAGCUCCGCCCAGAGCAGCCCACCCACACAGUCGCCAUGACGCUCAUCGGUGCUGCCCUCAGUAGCCACUUACCGACUACUGUGUGCCCUCCCCGACAUGACAGCGGACAUGUUCAAAAGCACGCGCUCAUCUGCCGUGUUCCUCAGAGACUAAGGGGGGGGGUCAAAGGUGUGUCGCCGGAAUUUUGUUGUUUUCUUUCCUCAGAUCAGACUGUGAUUGUAUUCCUCCUCGAUUUCGCCACUCCGAAGGGAGGAAGACCGCUGGAGGGCGAAGACAAAACGCGCAAAAUUUAUGGACAAACGUGUAGAAGGAAUCAAAGACUUUUCUUCUGUUUCGAUUCUCAUGGCUUGGGCUUCUGUUUCAAAUGACCAGAGACUGAUUUCCUACAAACUAAAUAUAUAUAUAUAUAAAUAUAUAGAGAGGAAAAAAAACGUGGAAUGUCUGUGAUUGAGAACAGAAUGCAAUGCGGACUUGAUGUAAAGAUGCAAAUGAAUUUCCUCAUUUUCUUUCUCUUUACGCCUGUGAAUAGGCAGAGAGUGAAUUGUUUUAUUUCAGACUGAUGAUGAUGUUUUUCAUGGAGAAGAAAAAAAACAUUGAAAGGACUAUUAAUUUCCACUCACAAAAUUGUGCACAGAAGAUAUAAAAAUGUCGCAACAAACA